Molecule: messenger RNA, 1012 nt
Organism: Puccinia graminis f. sp. tritici CRL 75-36-700-3
Lineage: Eukaryota; Fungi; Basidiomycota; Pucciniomycetes; Pucciniales; Pucciniaceae
Exons: 9
Coding region: 4-753 (249 amino acids)
Source: RefSeq, a predicted model, not a curated record
GACAUGGCAUUGCAUCGAGUUGUUCUCGUCGUCGUAAUCAGCUUGCUGAAUCUCCAGAGCUCCCUCCAACAAACCAAACCACCAUCUCUCACAGAUAUUAAGUGUGGUGACAAAAAGGAGUUCAAGGCGGGUGAUUGCGCAGCUGCAUACCGCAAAAUUAACUACGACAAAGAUUCAACCCUCGACAUAGGUGAGAGUAGUGUUGAAAGGAGUUCUGAAAGCUGCAUUACGCGCAUCAACAAUCCAAAAUUCAUGAAUGUCCCCAAGACAACAAUUGAAAAUGGCUUUGACCAAAUUUUAGCAAAAUGUAAUGGUUAUGCCGGUAGUGCCACUCUCCCAGGUUUUAAUGGGGUUCGCUUGUUCACCAGUCACCAUGUUGGCCCGGAUUUUCGUUCCUAUGAUGAUUAUAAGGAGUUCAACCAAAUGAUCUGUAACGGUGAUUACCCCAAAGGUGCUAAGGUAUUGAAGGAAGAUUGUAUGGAGGCCUACAGAUUGAUCCCUACCAAUGCUGCGGGGCACUUUGUGUCCCUCAACCACCAUGUACCCACAAGUACAAUCAUGUCGGUGGCCAAAAAAUGUAAUGCCGCCAUAUGGACAUCUGAUGGAUCAAAGAUUAUGUUGUUGAAGACCGAUAUCGACAAAAUUUUUGGAAAGAUGAUGCAAGAAUGCCCCAUCUGGGGGGGUCACUUCCUGACCAAAGGAGCUUCAGGGAAAAACGGGGUAGUCAUCUUUCAGGUUUGGGGCCGUGUGUGAAAAACAACGACUCAUCUUAGCUUUCCAAUUUGACCACAAUUUUACAACAUUCCCAUUUGUUCAACUGGCAAUAGCCAUUUUGUUUCAGGGUCCAAGGUGUUGUUUUGAAAUUCUAUCAUCCUUACCUUUUUUUUUGCAGCAGAGGACAUACAACAUAUUUUCCAACAUUUGUAAAUAGAUUGAAAUAGCACUUAAAGAAUUGUAAAAUUUUGGACUCUGGAAAGUUACUUAGAUACAUAUAAUGUUAAGGACUGACAAC